AUGUCCACCAAACGCAUCACAAAGGAAUUCGCAGAAGUCUCCCAAUCACCCCCCGAAGGCUUCACCGUCGCCCUCCCCCCCAACGAAUCCAUCCACACCUGGCAAAUCACCCUCGUCCCGCCGCCAACAUCGCCCUUCCACCCCGGCAAAUACGGCAUCCUCCUCACCCUCCCCGUCGAAUACCCCUUCAAGCCCCCCACCGUCCGCUUCACCACCCGCCUCUACCACCCCAACGUCACCAACGACUCCCUCGGCAACAUAUGCCUGGGCAUCCUCAAGCCCGAGAACUGGAAGCCCUCCACCAAGAUUGCCGCGGUGCUGGACGCCGUGCGCAACCUGCUCGUCGAGCCGCAGCCCGAUGACCCCCUCGAGGAGAGAAUCGCAGACGAGUACAGAAACGACAGGGCGAGCUGGGAGAAGAAUGUCAGGAUUCACGUCGAGAAAUAUGCGCUUACUGAGCCUGCCUUUCCGCCGGCUGCCAAGUAG
This is a messenger RNA of Pochonia chlamydosporia 170, 486 nucleotides long. RefSeq names its product ubiquitin-conjugating enzyme. Lineage: Eukaryota; Fungi; Ascomycota; Sordariomycetes; Hypocreales; Clavicipitaceae. The record is from RefSeq and is a predicted model, not a curated record. Bases 1 to 486 code for a protein of 161 amino acids. The transcript has 2 exons.